Messenger RNA from Leguminivora glycinivorella, 1995 nucleotides. RefSeq names its product zinc finger CCCH domain-containing protein 15 homolog. Gene Ontology annotation, molecular function: mRNA binding; metal ion binding. The transcript is spliced from 8 exons. Gene Ontology annotation, biological process: cytoplasmic translation. Gene Ontology annotation, cellular component: cytosol. Bases 194 to 1567 code for a protein of 457 amino acids. The record is from RefSeq and is a predicted model, not a curated record. Lineage: Eukaryota; Metazoa; Arthropoda; Insecta; Lepidoptera; Tortricidae.
CAAAUUUUACCACGAUAAAUUUCGUUCGUGGCUGGAGCAAUUCGUAGAUAUAAAAAUAGUUUUAUCCAACUAACACCGUUUUUUUCCUAUUAUUAAAAGUUGUGGAUGCGGCUAACGCCGCUUUUAUAUUACUGAACCCAUAGCUGGUACUGGAGAUUUAUUAAUUAGAUAGAAAACUUAAAAUAACCUAACCAUGCCUCCGAAGAAAGCACCUGCUGCGAGUAAAAAGACUGAGCAGAAGAAGAAGGAGAAAGUCAUUGAGGACAAAACAUUUGGUAUCAAGAACAAGAAAGGAGCAAAACAGCAAAAAUUCAUCCAACAGGUAGAGAAACAAGUGAAGAGUGGCGGCAUCCACCCGGCCGGGCCCGUGCAGGACAAGAAGAAGGACAAGGAACAGAAGCUGAAGGAGGCCAAGGAGCUGGCGGCGCUCUUCAAGCCCGUGCAGACACAGAAGGUGGAGAAAGGCACGGACCCCAAGUCGGUGGUGUGCGCAUUCUUCAAGCAGGGGCAGUGCACCAAGGGCGACCGCUGCAAGUUCUCCCACGACCUCACCAUCGAGAGGAAGGCGGAGAAGCGGUCGCUGUACGUGGACAUGCGCGACGACGACACCAUGGACACGUGGGACGAGGACAAGCUCAAGGAGGUGGUCGAGAAGAAGCACGCCGAGGACAAGCAGCGCCCCACCACCGACAUCAUCUGCAAGCACUUCCUGGAGGCGGUGGAGCGGUCGAAGUACGGCUGGUUCUGGGAGUGCCCGUCGGGCACGCGGUGCAUCUACCGGCACGCGCUGCCGCCCGGCUUCGUGCUCAAGCGCGACAAGAAGAAGGCCGACGACAAGAAGAACGAGAUCUCGCUCGUCGACCUCAUCGAGCGCGAGCGCGCCGCGCUCGGCCCCAACCAGACCAAGAUCACGCUCGAAACAUUCCUGGCCUGGAAGAAGAAGAAGAUUAAGGAGAAACAGGACACGAUGGCGGCGGCGGAGGAGCAGAAGCGCUCGGACUUCAAGGCGGGCCGCGCCUGCGGGCUCUCCGGCCGCGAGAUGUUCUCCUUCGACCCCGCCAUGGCGGCCGACGCCGACGCCGAUGAUGAUGAUGGCGACGCCGUGCUCGGCGACUACGGGGACGACGCCGAGGACGACGCCAUCGAGUACCGGGAGAUCACCUUCGACGACAUCGGCAUGGAGGCUUCAGAGGUGGACGAUACGGGCACGAAAGCGACGUGCGACCGCCUCCAACAGUUGUCGGCGGGGCUCAGCAACGGCGACGCGCAGGCGGUGGCGGAGGCGGAGGCGGGGCGGAGGCGGACGCUGCAGCGGGAGCGGGCGCGGGCGAGGCGGUGCCCAUCAACGAGAACCUGUUCCUCGACGACGAGCUGGACGAGGAGCUGCAGGGGCUGGACCUCGACGACUGACCGCGCCGCUGCCGCUACCUUACCGCUCUUCAUUCUUGUAUUACAAUCCAUCAUUAUAUGUAAAUCAUCUAGCUAUUUUUUAUCGCCAAAGAAGUCGUCCAUUUCUUACAUCGCAACGACCGAAGAGACGGAUUUGUACAGAGUGCUGCACCGAUAGCGUAGUCCCGCGAUAAACGAUAAACAUCAGGCCGUCCCUAUCGCGCUCACUGAUAGUACGAAAGGGACGGCCCGAUGUUAUAUCGACUAUCGCGCGACCGUGCCCGCCCGUCUGCAGUGCAUUAAGAGGUAACUUUUACCUGCGAAAUAUUAUAACCGGCGAGAGGAACUUUCAAAAUGGACGACACCCGGUUCCCCGGUAGAAGUCCGUCAUCGAGUAAACUGAAUAUUAAGUUGAACUUUACGCGAGUAGUUUUCGAUGUGAUCCCUUUGGGAUGUCAAACAUAUAGAUAAACGCAAAAAAAUCUGUAAUAAGUAAUACGUGUAACUCGGAAUUAUUCUCGACUUGUAAAGAAUUGGCGAGUGUCUGUGACUGUACAUAUAUUAUACGAUAAGACGUGAUAUAAAUAGAUAAAAUUUGUCUUAAAA